UCUGCCUUUCAUUCCGUAUCUCUGCAGGUGUCCAGGACGGCUGGCCGGCCCAUUGCCUGCGGAGAGGUCUCCCAGUUUCAGGCCCUCGUCUUCCUCGGGGGGCAGCUUACAGCGGCACUUGGCGUCCUGCUCUGCCUUAAUUAUUACAGCAUAGCUCUUGGUGCGGCUUCGCUAUCGCUGGUGAUCACCUACCCCUUGAUGAAGAGGAUCACAUACUGGCCCCAGCUGGUGCUGGGCCUUACCUUUAACUGGGGAGCCCUACUGGGCUGGUCCGCUGUAACAGGCUCCUGUGAUUGGUCAGUAUGCCUGCCACUCUACUUCUCCGGUGUCAUGUGGACGCUGAUCUAUGACACCAUCUAUGCCCAUCAGGACAAAGCGGAUGACGUGCUGGUGGGGGUCAGGUCCACAGCCUUACGCUUCCAGGAGAGGACCAAGCCUUGGUUGAGCGGCUUCUCCCUGGCCAUGCUGGGGGGGCUGGUCUUAGCUGGAGUCAACGCCCAGCAGUCCCUGCCCUACUACGCGGCCGUGUCAGUAGUGGCUGCACACCUAGCCAAUCAGGUCUACACUGUGGACAUCAAUAAGCCAGAUGACUGCUGGAAGAAAUUUGCAUCUAAUCGCAAUCUGGGACUCCUUUUGUUUUUAGGGAUUGUCGCUGGUAAUUUAUGGAAAGAAAGGGAUGGUGCUGCAUUGGAAAACAUGGAGACUGCCGAAUAAAUUUAAUUUGUAGUUUGAAUGGUAUUUCUUUGAUGAUUUCUGUCAGCUAAUGUAAUACUUGUUCGCAUUUUACACGACCAAUAAAUCCUCAUUUAACGGGUUUCCGCGGCUAAUGUGAGAAGUUGGCCACUAGGUGGAGCUAGUGCCGCAGGUAAUAUUCGGAAGCAAACGACUUGUGCACAAUAUGCAAAAUUUGCAGAGGGAGAUAUAAUAUUAUGGACUGAACUAAGCUAAACUAUAUGCUUUUAUGAACAUACUGGUGUUCUGUAUUCUGAUGAUGGAACAUCCCCUGAACCAGAUCUUUGUUAUUUGCCAGUUUGCAUGGACGGUUAUAUUAAUCAGGGGUGUCGUUAGCCCUAGUUUAGCAAUACACACUUAGAAAUGUGUAUUUAUUAGCUUAAGUCAUACAUAACUUUUUAUAUUAUAUAUACAUAUAUUAUAUUGACAUCGCCACCCCAGUUAAUGUCAACCCCCCCCCAUCCAUUCAUCUCUAACCACGCCCCUGCUGUCUGUCCUUUUUAUACAAAAAACCCACAAAUUAUUGCCAUAAUAGUAAAGACUGAAGUCUUCUCAUCGAUUUGAAACUGUUUUAUAUACUGAUAUACUUUCAAACCAUCUAAGACUGUAUUCCUCACAAACGUGCUCAUUGUAGAUGUUUUUUAAACCUAUAUGGUUUUGGAAAAUGUUUCUUAAUUACAUAUAGUGUAUGGUAUUAUUUUACUUGGUACUGAGGUAAAUAAAUACAUUUAUUCGA
Messenger RNA from Brienomyrus brachyistius, 1468 nucleotides. RefSeq names its product 4-hydroxybenzoate polyprenyltransferase, mitochondrial-like. The record is from RefSeq and is a predicted model, not a curated record. Gene Ontology annotation, cellular component: mitochondrial inner membrane. NCBI's taxonomy places the organism in Eukaryota, Metazoa, Chordata, Actinopteri, Osteoglossiformes, Mormyridae. Gene Ontology annotation, biological process: ubiquinone biosynthetic process. The annotation marks the transcript as partial. The transcript is spliced from 5 exons.